AUGACCCUAGCGCAGGUUCACAACUUCGAGAAAAAAUACAAAUUGAAAUGUCUUUCAGGAUUUCAAAAAAAAAAUAGUCGAAAAAAAAAAUGAAACAGUUUUCGCCAGCAGCGAAUCUUUUAGUUUGCUUUAAAAUUGAUAAUUUGUGACCGUUUCUUUUGGAAAUACAAAAUUUUCUUACGUUAGAUUUAUUCUGUGAAAACCUGGCGAUAUUGCUUUUUGAGAAAAAAUUUGAAUUUAUUCGGAGAAAAAUUGCAAAAAAAGCUUAUAAUUCAGGCGCUACCGGACUUCCUCAUAUCAGCAACAUACAUACCGCUGUAUAUAGCCAGAUACUUUCAAUUCGGAAAUGAGUUCUACUUUAAAUAUCAAGAAUACUACCUACCCAGCUGGGUGAAGAACCACGGAAGUCUGCUGAUUAUCAUGAAAGCGUUCGGAGUGGGAGUUAUUUCUUAUCAACGCUACUUGACGCUUUGUAGGCCUCACAGUUGGCUUAACAAGGUUUGCAGCUAGCCAGUAAAAUGUAGACAAAAUUUUGAACUUGUUGAGAAAGUUCUCAGAAAUGUAAUCCAUAAGGAAAAGUCGAGAUAUCCAAAAUAUGAUUUCCUCUUAUAGCAAGUCAAAGAAAGUCCACCUUGGCGUAUACUUCUCGUUCUCUGGGGACUUCCUGUUCUGGUUUGUACUCCCGUCUGGACUAACAACAGCGCACGAUUUUUGGAUCCAAUCACUUUAGGCCUCACCAGCUCCGCUAGCUGGACAAAAGUAACUACCGUUUCUCUUUCAAAACUCUACACCAAUUUUUAGAUUUCCUCCACGAUCACUAUGUGCUGCAUGGUGCCGAUAUUCAUAAGUGUUUUAUUUUCUUACACUAAAAUUUUCCGAUUUUUAUACUCUCACAGCGAUCUUCUCAGAAAGUUUGGAGUUUGAAAAAAGUUGCAAACUGAAGUUAUAAUUCCAGGGAAGGAGAGAAAAGAAUGAAAAGAGAAGUCCGUCUCAGUUUGCAUGUUUUUAUUCUCGUUUGCUAUUUUCUCAUCAUAUUCUCCUACUUCAUCACCGAAAUCACGUUGAAUCUGAUGGAUAGGGCAAGAGUUGGAAAAAAGAGAAAGAAAGAAGAUUUGAUUUUAGCAAGACCUUAUGAUAAUUUAUUUGCGGGCGAAUUGGCCGCUUCUCGAAGGGAAUUUCGCAUUUAUAAAUCCCUUGGACUCUAGUCAUUCUCAACUUUGACGUUCAGCGCCAUUUAAUGCUCUCGAGAACUGUUUCUACCAUGGUAAGAGCCCAUGAGAAGAUAAAACCUGAAAAAAACAAUUCUGAAAAGUUUUGUGGAUUAAUAUAGAAAUCAAUUAUUCAAUGAUUCCUUAUAUUUUUAUAAAAUCUUCAGGAGCCAUCAAGCCGAAUGGGAAUGCAAGUUUUACAAUCGACGGCAGCGAGAUCGACUCAAAUUUCGCUACGCUGAGACAAUUUUUCUCACUGAUAAAAAAACGAUACUACAAAUUAAUAAACUUUUUACUGUUUGAACGUAAUAAAAAAAAAAAACAAUACUUAUGUCUUUUUUCGUACAAACAACAUUAAAAAGGGCUUGAAAAGUUGACUACGAUUCUGUGAGAAUUAUGAAUCAGGCAGUGUGUGAAAAAAUAUCUCUAUCACCACAUCUUCCGGGAAGGCUGUGAAACAACAUGGUUUUGAGCGUGAGAAAAGCUCUAAUGUCAAUCAUUUUCAUCAAGUCUCACCUCAUAGUUAUGCCUCGGAAGCUAUUUUUUUCCUUUAGUUGUGUUAAAUUCAAAAAUAUAUAUAUAUGUAUAUAUAUAUGUAGAAUUUGACAUCUGCAGCUGUGGUGCUGUCUUAUCAAUUAGCCAACAAACGUUCCUUGGAUCGAAUACUUUUGCAGAAUUACUCAUUUUUCCGAGCCCGAAUAAAGCAUCUCAUUCCGUUUUCAUCAGGUUAUGCGCGCUCCUUCCUGGCAGAAUUAUGUAUUUACUGUCGAAGCGAUACUUACGAUACCGAUCUACACAACUUUGACGAUUUUUCUCAUCGCUUGGCGAAGGGAAAAGCCUCUGUUCCGGUCACCAUACUACACAAUGACUUUGGCGCAGGUUGAGCAAGAUGAAAUAAAAGCCAAACAUUAGAGUUAUUCCGAUCCAGAAACAGUUGAGAUUCCGAUGAUUGAAUACCCUAGAAGCUUUUAUGAAAGUUUAUCAGAUGUUAAAAAAUAAUAUACAGGUGAUUCCCGACUUCGCUAUCGUAGCCACCUAUUCUGUUUUGUGGAUAGCACGGUUUUUCCAUAUCGGCAACGAAUUUAUCUUCAAAUAUCAAGACUUUUUCUUCGCAAACUACAUGAUGAUUCAUGCCACCGUCCUACUCAUAAUGAAGGCGUUUGCAGUAACGGCAAUCGCAUUUCAAAGAUAUCUAGCUUUGUGUUGCCACACCAGUUGGUUGCACCAGGUGAAUUCGGAAAAAAAAUCCAAGCUAGGAGUCUCGACUUAAUCAUCUUUAACUCGAAAUCCCAAAAAAAAGCUCAACUUUCAGAAAAUGAAUCGUUGUCCACCUUGGAUCUUCUACCUCGUCAUAUGGGGCCCUCCAAUUCUAAUUUGCACUCCGAUUUGGACGAACAGUAAAGCGAAGUUUAUCGACUCUGAAGACCUAUUUUUCAGCAUUCCAGAACACGUUUCAAGGGUGAAAAAUCUUUCAAGCCCAUGGUAAAUCCAAAAAAAUGUUGCAGAUCUCUUCGAUCACCUCCCUGGUAACGCUUACUCCAAUUCUGACCAUCAACGUAUUUUUCUACGCGAGGAUUUUCAAAUACUUAAUCGUCCAUAGGAAACUUUUGAAAAAGUUUGCAAAUUGUUAGGGCUCAAAGCGCCAUUGACCCGAUCGAAAACUUUGUAAUCGGUUGCGCAAAAACAAAGAAAGGCCUCUAUUCAUUUUCUUCGUGACUCUUUGAGGAUAACUUCUAGUUUAAUGAAAUCACUAUUUAUAAAGACACCAAAAUGUCACUUUGAGUCAAGGACUAGAAAAGGGGAAAAAAGAGAAAUCCAAGUUGAAAAUUUUCAGAACAAGUGAAAAAACAAUGAAUCGAGAACUGCGGUUGAGCUUGCAAGUGUUCCCACUUGUUUGUUUUUUUCUCGUGAUCUAUUCUUGUUUCGUUGGUACAUUGGUUCUCAACGAGAUUGGACGGGUGUGAAGAUGAAGAAAAGACAAGUGAAUCCAUACUCAACCGUUUCAGCCGGACCUGAACGCAGCUUACUUGUUCUCAAACUACGCGUUGAUUCUGAGCAACUUCGCGUUCAUCAAUCCGUGGACCCUUUUGAUUCUUAACACCGAUGUUCGGCGCAAUCUCUUCGGGUUUGCAAUAUGGAGCUUUAGUGUGAGUUUCCGAGAUUUUAAAAGUUAUGAAUCCCAGCGUAGGAUUUAGAAUUUGCAAUUUUUGCUCUCAAAAAAAAAAAAGCAGCUGAAAAGUCAGUCUUAGAAGAAUAGCCAAAUGAAUAAUUUCAUAAUCAACUAAACCAGUAUAACUUUUUUUUUAAUAAUAAUGAUUUAUUUCAUUCACAAAAAUAUCAUCUGUGAAAAAUCAGGAGACAAGUGAUGGACACAAGGAGUGAGAUGAAUGGAAAUAAAUAAAACCCGAAUUUUCAGCACCCCAACGAGUGCAGAUACCGGGACUGAUUAUACACGUAAAUUUAGGAGAUAUAGUAAAGAAAUUUCCUAAAGGAGUCUGGCCGGCACGUUCGUGUACAAUUCGCAGCUGUCGAGCGAGUCGAGGAUCCUUCUAAAGCUAGUUGGCGAAAUGUUGAGGUCAUAUCUAGAGCAGAGUCGAUUCCAAAUUGGAAUGACUGAGCUAAAGAAAUUCGAAAAGUGAGAACCCGUCUGAACAAGCCGAAGAGGCUGUCGAGGCGAAUGAGUUCUUCUGA
Molecule: messenger RNA, 3899 nt
Organism: Caenorhabditis auriculariae
Lineage: Eukaryota; Metazoa; Nematoda; Chromadorea; Rhabditida; Rhabditidae
Source: the annotation of a GenBank genome assembly